UAGCCGACGAGCCGAUUUGCGCGAUAGUUGUAAAGGGAGCUGGCAGUUUUCGGUAUUUCAAUUAUGCUGCACUGACUGCGCUAUAGAUAUGUAACACCAGCGCAAUUAAACCAGGUGUGCCGUACGUUUAAUCGGACUGAGAAUGUGCGUCAUUUAUAUGCGUGUAUUCACUUUGUUUCCUACCAUAUCUCGCACGGCCAGUGUGCCCCUUCGUACGCCCAUUUAAUACGAUAUAACGAUUCGUCUGAUGGGAGAGCCUCCUAAAGUAACGGGGCUGUCCCCAGUUGAGGGACCCCCGGGAACCAAAGUUACCAUUCGAGGUGAAAACUUGGGCUUGGAUCAAAAUGAUCUUCUGAAUGUUACCAUUUGCGGGGUCGAUUGUUCUAUGUACUCCGAGUGGAAAUCAUCGAGCAAGAUAGUGACUCGAACACGAGUUUGCACAGGGCGAGGCGAAGUGGUUGUCACUACAAGGUCUGGGGGUGUCGGAACAUGCACCGUAAAUUUCCGCGGAAUACUGGAAGUUAUAGGUCCAACAGUCGAGUCAGCCAUUUGGGUGGACGAGUCACAUCUCUUUUCUGAUGUGUUUGGCCGAAAGGGUCAUCCUGCAUCUCCUGCUCAGCUGCACCCAGAAGACCCACUUGGCAUCUCAGAUGAGUCCGUCAAACGGUUCCCAGAGGAAGAACUGAGACAGCUGUUUCCGGAAGGUUCAGGAAAUCUGCUUUCUGAGAACUUCAAUCCCGCGUGCUACCUUUUGGAGAAUUACAACAGCACGAGUUUCAGUGACUUGAAAGCUGGGCUGCUAAGCUUAAAGCGGAAAGUUGGCCAGCUCCAGGAAGGUCCAUCAUCAUUUCUGAAGUCAAAUGUCAAUGCCAUUGUUGUUUGCCUGGAUGUACUUCAUGAGCUUCAAAAGGCCAUGGAGAAAGAUAAGCAAGAGAUGGGGUCCGACUUGACUGAAAAGCUUUACGAAGCUGUGACAAGAUCCAAGAACGAGGCAGAAAACAUCUUUGAAUCCAUACUGGCCAGAAAAGAUCAAGCGGAUUCCACACGCAAUGCCCUUGGAAUCUUGCAGAAGUUUAGGUUUCUUUUCAACCUUCCCGUCACCAUUGAAAAGAACAUCCAAAAGGGAGACUAUGACAUUGUUAUCAAUGACUACAAUCGAGCAAAGUCCCUAUUCCAGGAUACUGAAGUGGCUGUAUUUCGCAGAGUUUUUAACGAUGUGGAGCAGAGAGUGCAGAGGUUUCGCAAUUCGCUUAUGGACAGUCUCAAGCAGCUACCCAUGCCAGUAGACGAGCAGAAGCGUUUGAUUAGAUACUUGAUCAGCCUGGAAGUUCCUGGCAGUCCAGCGUGGGAUGCCGUACGGCACAACUACAGCUGGCUGUACGAUUCUGUGAUAAAUUGCAAGCAGAAGCAUAUAGCUAGCUUGGCCAGCGACAAUGAAGACGAACAGCUUGGAAAAUGUCAAGACGAAUCACAGCCAAAGCAAGUGCUCUUUGUGGAGGAGGUUACAGAGCUGUUUCAGAAGCAUUUCUCUGAUUUCUGGAAGCUGGGUCAAGCGUACUUUGCUGGAGAUCUUUUUGUCUCAGAGAAUGUUCCAGUGAGCCCCAAUGACGAAAAGGAUUUCAAGGAUAUGCUGGGACGACUUGUAGCCAAGCUGUGCUGGGAAGUGCGCGUUGCACUACUACCACCAUCACACCGCUCAUUGGCUGCUGGCUCCCUUGUUGAGGAGUCUGAAGGGUCCAAGAGCAUUUGGCCAGGCCACACUCAAGGAGAACGUCUUGGUCCAUGGUUGCCUCAGUGCCUUCGCUGCAUACGGAAGUGUUACCUGUCACUUCUGAAGCUGGAAAUACCCGAGGAGCACACUGCCCAGGUUCAGCAACUCAUUUUUGAUCUUCGUGUGCACUCAAUGACCUGUCUAUUCGGGCAAGCUGCUGAAGAUGUCCGAAAUCUGCUCAAAUCUGAGGUCUGGCGGCUUGAACAAGAUGAUCGGUGUGGAGGCACGACACAACUGCCUCUUAUGUUCGAGAACAGGGUCAUUGAGACCCUACAGCUGGUUCGUGAGAACAUCCUUGUGUCUGGGCCAAAGGAAAUGGAGGUAUUUGAACAAAUCAAUGUGCAAGGGGCCAUCAAGCAACUUGCACAGGGUGUGCUUCUGGCCUUUGUUGAGACGCUGGAAAAAUGUGCCUUGAGUCCCGACCGCCUUUCACCUAUGAUUGACUCUAUUGGGAGCCCUGUUGAAAUAAUGCCUCCAGGUCAACGAGCCAAGAACUGGAAACAAAAACGAGAAGACUCUUUGACAACUCCACCAUUGGAGAAACGACUGCUCAUAGUCCUCAGCAACUGCAGUUUCACAUCUCGGGUUGUGAUUCCAAGGUUACAAGAGAGCUUCAAGCGACAUGGUUACCCUGACAUGUCCCCAGUCAUAAAGAUAGCCCUGUCGAGAGUUAUGGAACUCGACAACAAACUGUUUCAAAAGCUUCUUGAAGCCAAGUGUGACCCCAUUGUGGGGGCGAUUGAGCCCAGUAUGUAUGCUGGUGCCUUUGACUGGAAGCGGUGUCCUGAACCUAUGGGAGUUAGUCCAUACAUCAAAGAGGUUCUGAUGAAUUUGAUUGAAGUUCAUGCAGAGGUGUACACUAUUUCACCACCACUGGUUGGCCGCAUUAUGACACCCUUGGCGCAGUGUGUGGCAGAAGAAAUAGCUCGUAUCUAUGAGUGCACAGAGAAGUUUACUAGAUACGGAAACAUGCAGGCUACUCUUGAUCUUCGAGCACUUGAGGAAGCUGUGGAUUUCUACAGGAACCAAAGUACAGGAAAUUAUUUUAUGAUAUGCAGAAACAAGUUGGACCCUUUUGGUAGCACAAGAGAAAAAGAGUUAGUCGACGAACUUCUCGAAAAAUUUCGUGCACAAAUGAGGCUUCAGUUGCUCUGCUUCAAGGAAGAUGUUGUGGUCAGUGUGUGACAUAUACCACCGCCAUAAUUAUUUAUUUCUUUAUUACUGGCAAUCAGCGGAUGGCCCUAAUCGAAGACGUAUUCGGAACUUGCGUAAUCUUGCGAGUUCAAAGUACAUAGCUGCGAAGACGUAAAUAAAAUAUUUUGAAUAA
This is a messenger RNA of Rhipicephalus sanguineus (brown dog tick), 3098 nucleotides long. RefSeq names its product exocyst complex component 2 (gene Sec5). Gene Ontology annotation, cellular component: exocyst. Lineage: Eukaryota; Metazoa; Arthropoda; Arachnida; Ixodida; Ixodidae. The transcript has 27 exons. Gene Ontology annotation, biological process: Golgi to plasma membrane transport; exocytosis. The coding region runs from base 248 to 2956 and encodes 902 amino acids. The record is from RefSeq and is a predicted model, not a curated record.